Molecule: messenger RNA, 594 nt
Organism: Emys orbicularis (European pond turtle)
Lineage: Eukaryota; Metazoa; Chordata; Testudines; Emydidae
Gene: PSPN
Product: persephin
Exons: 2
Coding region: 1-594 (197 amino acids)
Molecular function (GO): receptor tyrosine kinase binding; glial cell-derived neurotrophic factor receptor binding; growth factor activity
Source: RefSeq, a predicted model, not a curated record
AUGGACUCAUCCCAGCUCCUCUGCAGCGUCUCGCUCAUCCUCCUGGUCAGAGCCGCUGUCUCCCAGCCAGUGGAAGGCAAGAGGCCCAUGCUGAUGGAAGAGCAAGAGCCGGGUACCAGCAUCAAGGACCUGCUCUGGGCACUCCUAGAGACGCACCUGCCAAAGGGACCUUCCCUGCACGUCCCGGAUGACCCUAGAAACCUGCUGCCCUACGCCUCCCCCGGGCCGGCCAAGCGCCGUCAGAAACGGAGGCCGCUGGCCGGCAGCCGCUUGUGGGAGCAGCCAGAGGGGCAGGAGUGCCGGCUGCGGAGUUUGCUCCUGCGCGUCAAGGACCUGGCCCUGGGCUACGACUCCGAGGAGACCAUCCUGUUCAAGUAUUGCAGCGGGAGCUGCCCCAAGGCCCGCACCAACCACGACCUGACGCUCUCCAUGCUGCUCCAGAAGAGUGAGAUCCCGGCCCUGGGCGAGGAGAAGAUCGUUGGCGACCCCUGCUGCCGGCCAACGCACUACGAGGACGUGGCCUUCCUGGACAACAGCCACCAGUGGCACGAGGUGGAGAAGCUCUCAGCUUCUGCCUGCUCCUGCAUGGGCUGA